This is a messenger RNA of Phacochoerus africanus (Common warthog), 821 nucleotides long. It is a transcript of the gene CEP15, whose product is annotated as chromosome 1 C3orf14 homolog. Bases 160 to 594 code for a protein of 144 amino acids. The record is from RefSeq and is a predicted model, not a curated record. NCBI's taxonomy places the organism in Eukaryota, Metazoa, Chordata, Mammalia, Artiodactyla, Suidae. The transcript is spliced from 5 exons.
GUCGCGCUUGCGCAGACAUGGCGGUGUGACCACGCCCAGGCCCGCGCUGAAACCUAACAUCCACAGGGUCCCUGGUGCCUUCUCGGAAAGGUCAGUGCGGGGUUCGGAGAGUGAGGUUCCACUGCAGCAGAAAGCUUAUAAAGGCAGCUUUGAUUAAAGAUGACAUCCCUGUUUGCUGAGGAAAUUUGCCUUUCUAAAAGACAUGAAGAAAUAGUAUCACAAAGAUUAAUGUUACUUCAACAAAUGGAGAAUAAACUUGGAGAUCAAAAUAAGGAAAAGGCAUCUCAGAGGCAAGCAGCUGAGAAUGCUUUUAAAAGGAACCUUAGUCUUUUAAAGGAUAUUGAAGCGGCAGAGGAGUCUCUACAGACCCGAAUUCAUGCACUUCCACCACCUGAGGUGGUUUCUCUUGAGACUCUUUACUGGGCAUCAGUAGAAGAAUAUAUUCCCAAAUGGGAACAGUUUCUUUUAGGAAGAGCACCAUAUCCCAUUGGUGUUGAAAAUCAAAUUGAAGCAGAAAAUACCAUUCAAAAUGAAGCAGCAAUAGCUUCUUCGCACACUGUUUCAAAAAACCUGUCUAGUAGAGCUGAGCAUUAAAGAAUGUGCAGGUUGCCACAGGAACUUUAGGAAUCAAGUAUGUUCACAUGGUCUUAUUACCUUUCCACAGCAAGGAAGAUUUGAGAAUUCACUGGCAACUUCCAGCUUGUCACUUAGAGACUUAGAAACUUAUUUCAAUGUCAUGGCUUUCCACCAAAUCCAUGGUAGUAUUAAAAACUGUGAUUGAAAGGUGGAAUGUUGAUUAAAUAAAUUGCUAGGUAAGUGUU